Molecule: messenger RNA, 1305 nt
Organism: Cladocopium goreaui
Lineage: Eukaryota; Dinophyceae; Suessiales; Symbiodiniaceae
Source: the annotation of a GenBank genome assembly
AUGGCGGCCAGUUGGGCAGAAGAGGUUCAGGACUAUCAGCAUGACAGAAGGGUGAAGGUGCACCCGGACCUGUUCAAAGGUCGCACGGUGGGCUAUGUGCGUGGAGAGAACAGCAAGAGGGAGCGCAGCUACAAUCCGUUGCUGGGCCGAUUCUUGGACCAACACCGAGAACGAGAGCAGCAGGACUUCGAGGAGAAGGUGAAGAAGAAUUACCUGAACAUGGCCAGAGACAUUCAGCUACGAAAAGAGGCUCCCUACGACCUCAUCACACAUGAAAGGAAGUUUGAGGCUUUGGUCCCUGAAGCGCUGGACCCAGCGAAGCCCAAGGAAUUGAAAUGUCCCGUUCCGGACACCGCGGUGGAUUACAACAUCAUCUCCAACCUGCGCUUCGACGCGCACCACUGGGCCCAUCCACAGAAACGGCCCAUCCCUAAAGAUCGGGUGCCCAAAGCGCGGAUGGUCCCAGCCUUGCUCCAUAAGGAUUUUAACAUUUUGACCAACCGCUACCUCGAACACCACGAGGAGAAGGUCGAGCGGGAUCGCGAGCUGAACCUUUUGGAAGCCGCGGAAAAGAUGCGCCAGCAACCCUUCAAUCCGCUGUCGCAAAAGUUCUGUGAUGCGCGGCUCGAAGAACGAAUGAGAGCUUGUCAAGAUGCCCUCACCACUGAAGUGAAGCUUCGAAACGAGGAGGCGCAGCCCUUGUCCUACCGUGGCAACAUCACCAAUUGCUAUGACAUGCUGAGUCACCAGGUGAAGGAUCCAGAACUCAUGGAUUACAUCAAGCAGUCUGAAGGGGGACGCAAGGUGCGCUACAAGACCCGCGUCAGAUUCGAGGAGGAUGUGCGCCAUGCUGACGUGAAGCAGGAGGAUCGUGUGAAGCGAAUGAAGCCUUUGCAGAUCGCCCACGAACGCUUCACCACUGAGAUGGAACGCGGCUAUGAUAUCCUCACGAAUCAGGACUUUGGGCAUCGCAAGGAGAAACACGAAAAGUUUCUCCACACGCCACGAACAAAGCCGUUGCUAACGCCCUGGCAGAAGGUCUUAGAGCAGACCGGCGAAGCUGUGGCCGGUCCGUGCGUGCGCAUUCCGAAGCCCACCGGUGUUUCGGGGGCUCGCGACGACCUGAAUUUGCUGCAAAACACCGGGGGUUGCGGAGUGCUGCGGAGUUCACGGUGUAGCCAUGCGAGGAGCGAAGCCCAUGGAGCGAUGACGCGGGCGCUUGAGGCGAUUCGCUCCCUUCGCGGAGCCAAGGCGUCCUGCAAGCAGCGAAGCGCGGAGUUCGCGGAGUUCGGGAUGCCAAGUUGA